Zonotrichia albicollis (white-throated sparrow) is the source of this 6591-nucleotide messenger RNA. Lineage: Eukaryota; Metazoa; Chordata; Aves; Passeriformes; Passerellidae. The record is from RefSeq and is a predicted model, not a curated record.
AUGGCCAGCAUGCCCCCUUCCCUCCUCUUCCCUCCCCUUUCUACCCUGAAGGUGAUGUCCCACGGUCUGGAAUGUGCCUUUGAGCAAUUUGUGAAGACAGUGCCAGAAUACCAUGUGGUCCAUCCAGCAAGAGUAGAUGCAAGUGGGCGUUUUCUUUCUUUUAAUCUACACCCUCCCAUCUCAAGUCUGAGGAAGAAGAGGCAUCUCGGAAAAAGUGAAAAUGUGGUAUAUUACAAAAUUAAUCACAAGGAGAAAGAUCUGUUUUUUAACUUGACUAUCCACACGGGAUUUCUUUCCCAUAACUAUGUAGUAGAAAGGAGACGUGGCAACCACACCAGGGCGAAGAUUUCACCUCCCUCAGGAGUUCUUUGCCACUUCCUUGGCACAGCGUGGCAGCCUGGCUCUGGCAGUGGGACAGCAGCCAUCAGCACUUGCAGUGGCCUGACUGGAUAUUUCCAUCUGCCCCAUGGGGAUUACUUCAUUGAGCCCAUUAAAAAGCAUCCACAGAAGGAGGGAACAUCCCAUCCCCAUAUUAUCUAUGGUGCAAAUAACCUUCCAAACGCUUUAAGGAGAAGACGGGCCAUCCCAAUGGAAAAGGAACGAACAUGUGGACUGAAUGAUACCCACAGCUUUUUCAAACAGCAGCAGCAUCGGAGGGAGAGAUGGGAACAAAACCACGGAGCUGCCAGGAGGGUUUCCCGGCGCUCUGUCAGCAAGGAGCGAUGGGUGGAGACACUUGUGGUGGCAGACAGCAAAAUGGUUGAAUAUCAUGGGAGUGACCAUGUGGAGUCAUAUAUCCUCACCAUAAUGAAUAUGGUCACAGGAUUGUUCCAUGAUCCAAGCAUUGGCAAUGCAAUUCACAUUGUGCUGGUGCGGCUCAUCCUCUUUGAGGAGGUGGAGCAAGGCCUGAAGAUAGUGCACCAUGCUGAUAAGACAUUAGCCAGCUUCUGCAAGUGGCAGAAGAGUGUCAAUCCCAAGAGUGAUGUCAACCCCACACACCAUGAUGUGGCUGUGCUUCUUACCAGAAAGGACAUUUGUGCUGGCAUGAACCGUCCCUGUGAAACCUUAGGCUUGUCCCACCUGUCAGGCAUGUGUCAGCCUCACCGGAGCUGCAACAUCAAUGAGGACUCUGGCCUCCCCUUGGCUUUCACUAUCGCUCAUGAGCUUGGACACAGUUUUGGAAUCCAGCACGAUGGAAAGGAGAAUGACUGUGAGCCUGCUGGAAAACGCCCGUACAUCAUGUCCCGACAGCUGCAGUACGAUCCCACUCCCCUCACCUGGUCCCAGUGCAGCAAGGAGUACAUCACACGGUUCCUAGAUCGUGGGUGGGGAUUCUGUCUGGAUGACAUCCCCCAAAAAGAAGUUCUAAAGUCCCCAAUCAUUGCUCCUGGAGUGAUUUAUGAUGUGCACCACCAAUGCCAGCUUCAGUAUGGUUCCAAUGCUACAUUCUGUGAAGACGUGGAUAACCUUUGCCAGACCCUCUGGUGCUCAGUGAAAGGCUCCUGCCGCUCCAAACUGGAUGCAGCUGCGGAUGGCACUCGGUGUGGAGAAAACAAGUGGUGCUUCUCUGGUGAGUGCAUUACAGUGGGGAAGACUCCCGAAGCAAUCCAUGGCGAGUGGGGCGUUUGGUCAUCCUGGUCCCAUUGCACAAGGACAUGUGGGGCAGGAGUUCAAAGUGCAGAGAGGCUGUGUGAUAAUCCAGAACCCCAAUUUGGAGGAGACUACUGCACUGGAGAGAGGAAGCGCUAUCGCAUGUGUAACAUCAGCCCCUGCCACAAGGACUUGCCGACCUUCCGUCAGAUGCAGUGCAGUGAGUUUGAUACAGUUCCCUACCAGAAUGAAUUCUACCACUGGGUUCCCAUUUAUAACACAGCAAACCCCUGUGAGCUCCACUGCCGCCCAGUAGAUGGCCAUUUUUCAGAGAAGAUGCUUGAUGCAGUCACUGAUGGCACUCCUUGCUUUGAGGGAAGGCACAGCCGAGAUAUCUGUAUUAAUGGCAUGUGUAAGGCUGUUGGCUGUGAUUAUGAGAUAAAUUCCAACGCAACAGAAGACCAGUGUGGAGUUUGCCUGGGAGAUGGCUCUGCUUGUCGUACAGUGAAGAUGAUGUUUAAUCAAAGCGAAGGAUUUGGAUAUGUUGAUAUUGGGCUAAUUCCGAAAGGUGCAAGGGGAAUCAAAGUCAUGGAAGUUACAGAAUCAGGAAAUUUCCUUGCUAUGCGAAGCAAAGACCCAGAAAAAUACUACCUGAAUGGAGGCUUUAUCAUCCAGUGGAAUGGUGAAUACAAAGUGGCAGGCACAAUAUUCCAGUAUGACAGAACAGGGGAUCUAGAAAAUCUGACUGCUCCAGGACCCACCAAUGAAUCAAUAUGGAUUCAGCUGCUUUUUCAAGAAACUAACCCUGGAAUCGAGUAUGAAUACACUGUACGCAAAGAAGAGAGUAAUGAGAAUGAGAUUGGAGAGCCAGAGUAUUUUUGGCAAUAUGGAGAGUGGACAGCCUGCAGUGUUACCUGUGGAAGAGGCCUGCGGCGGCAGAUCGCGCGCUGCGUGCGGAGGGCGAGCGGAGCCGUCAAAAACUCCUUCUGUGACCCAGCCACGCAGCCCAAGGGGCGGCACAAGAAGUGCCACGAGCAGGACUGCCCGCCCAGGUGGUGGGCAGGGGAGUGGCAGAAGUGUUCGACCACGUGUGGCCCAACAGGGCAGAAGAAGAGAACUGUACUUUGCAUCCAGACAGUGGGAUCUGAUGAGCAAGCACUGGAUGUCACAGAGUGCCAGCACCUGCUUAAACCAAAGACCCAUCUGUCAUGCAACAGAGAUAUCUUGUGCCCAUCUGACUGGACAGUGAGCAACUGGACUGAGUGCACAGUCACUUGUGGUGGUGGAGUAAGGACUCGUAAUGUCACUUGUGCCAAAAAUAAUGAUGAGCCUUGUGACAGUUCCAAGAGACCAAACUCUAAGGCCCUGUGUGGUCUUCAGCAAUGCCCUUCUGCUGGAAGAUUUCUGAUUCCCCCACAGGCACCCAGAAGGGGCAAGAUCAUAAUCAGAAAAACAACUGCUGAUCCUGAACGGAGUCUUCCUCGCAGAAUACCCAGGCCAAACCCCAAGUUCCAUACAACAACAAAAAUGCCCAAGCAUGAAAGUGUAACUCCCUUUUUGCCUACAUCCUCUGGUUUGGUCAAUGUCUCAGGAAAAGAGGGAGCACCCAACAGGACAUUACAGAGUAAUUUUGCUGAAUCAGGUGAUGUUUACAAUUACCCAGUUGUUUCUACUGAAAAUAGCUCAUAUCAAAAUAGUACUUCAUGGCCUUUUCAUAACAGCUUAAGUACUGAAAUUAUAAGGCGUGCUGAAAACACCUCUAAAAGUGAGCCAGUUUCUACUGCAGAGGGUGAGAUGCAAAGAAGUGAGGACACUCCUGUUUCCUCUUUUACCAGUAAUCCAGAAAUAACUUCCAGCUAUGAUUACUUAACUGAGGAAUCUGACAACACUGAUGGGCCACUUGGAGUCAGCAAGAAAGCAGUUGUUCUCUUUUACAGCACAGAGCUCAGUCCUGACAUCAGGACCAGAAGCACAACCUUGGACACUGCCUCUCCUGUCUCUCAGAAUGAGAGUGUGACUUCUCAGAGCCCACCAGCAUCUCCUCACCAAGACCUUUCUGUGCUCAGUCCUGUCAGCAGAGCUGCACAAGGGCUGCCAUUUCCAACAGCAGCAAACUAUGUCAGUCUGCAAGUUGAUGUUCCUGUGGUGGAGGUAACAACCCCACAAGCACUGGUUACAGAAAUGCCCACAGAGCUUGGGCAUGCACCGAGAGACCAGGCUGACAGCAGAGAAGAAAUAAAGCUGCCUGACACUGUAACCACUAGCACACAAUCCUCAGCUCCCAAGCAUGCUCUGAACAACCAAAGUGCAGCAGGUGUUUUAGUGAAUGCCACAGACAACAGCCACAUAAUAACAUCCAACAGUUUGCCUAGUGAUGCCUACUGGAGAGUAGGCAACUGGAGUGAGUGCUCUACAACCUGUGGAAUGGGGGCUUUCUGGAGACAUGUGGAGUGCAGCAGCAGGAACACAUCUCACUGCCAGGACAUGAAAAAGCCUGAUCCUGCAAGGAGGUGUUAUCUCCGUCCAUGUGCUAGCUGGAAAACAGGAAAUUGGAGCAAGUGCUCUGUGAACUGCAGCGGAGGCUUCAAGACCCGAGAUGUUCACUGCAUUGAUGUUGGGGAAAAGCGGCUGCUCAGGCCUUUCCACUGCCAGUUACUCGGCUAUAAACCACAGCUCAGCACUCGCUGUAACACAGAACCUUGCUUGCAAUGGCAUGUGGAGCCCUGGAGUGAGUGUUCGAGGUCGUGCGGCGGUGGCCGGCAGCAGCGGCGCGUGUCCUGCCCUCGGGAGGGGCACUGUGACUGGAACAGGAGACCUGAUCCCAUGGCACCGUGUAACAGCCAGCCUUGCACUCAGUGGGUGCACCAGGCCUGGAGCCCGUGUGCUGUUUCUUGUGGAGGGGGCAUUCAGCAAAGAACUGUGAAAUGCAUGAAUACAGAAACUAAUGAAACUGAAGAUGAUAGUAUGUGUCUGGAUAAAGCCAAGCCCACAAAAUACCAGAAGUGCAAUCUGCAAGAGUGCAGGAAAAAUACAGGGCUGCCCUGCAGCAAAGACCAGCUGUCAGUUCACUUCUGCCAGAGGCUGAGAGGCAUUGGCAAGUGCCUGCUGCCAUCAAUACAGACUCAGUGCUGCUUCACCUGUAGUCAGCCCCGAAUUCGGAGCAAAGCAAGACAUGGAGAUCAGCACGGCUUCAAACAACAAAAUUACACUAAAUCUAGAAGUAAACCACCUCAAAACUAAGAAAACAACAAUCAGGCAGCUUGGCACUAGCUGUUUAUUCUUGUUUCCUUGAAUAGAGCUUCUGUUUACAAGUUUUACCUUCCUUAUUUUUUUCUGAACCAUCCACCAUAAAUGGAAAUCUGUGAUUAAAACUGGGAAAGCACAUCACCUAGGGUUAUCAGUCAUAAUUUACUGCUUCCAUUUUUUCUCUGUAAUAGUCCAAAGUUUAUAAUGUAAUUUUCAGUGUAUCAGCAGCUAGUACUACUUAGGCAUUCAUAGACACUAGAAACAGGCUUGCAAGAAUUUUCUGGUUUUUUUGUAAUGAAUGUUUAACUUGUUUUUCCAUCUCUUUUCCAAAACCCACUUGAGACACCAGCACUGCUUACUCAAGAGUGCUUAGUGAAGGUGGCCCUUGGAGCAGCAGACACAUACCUGUGCCAUGGGCCAGUUCUCUUUAUGCUCUCUUGCCUUUCGUUUUAGGAAUCAAGGUGAAGUGGCAAUGUUUCUCUAAAUUCAUUGCUCACUUAAUAGACUUAAAAGCAGAGUUUUGUAAUAUCUGAUUAUGAUAGGCAGGAUGAAUUCAAACUUGUUUUUUCAGGAGAAAAAAAAUCUUUGCUUAGUACUUGACUGAACCUCUAAAGGAUACCUCAGCCAUAAUCUGUUCUUGACAGUUUUCUUCUGCUACAAAUGUCUUGCUGUAACCUGAGAAACCCAUAAAAUGUGGGAUGUUAAGUUCUCAGAUAUUUUUUAAGCAGCAUUUCUUGGUACCACAAAAGCUAAGACAUCUGCAUCUACCACCUUAACAGUCAUAGAAUAGUUUGGAUUGGAAAAGAUCUUUAAGAUCAACAAUUCCAGUGCUGCCAAGUCCAUCACUAAACCACACCCCUAAGUGCCAUAUCUAUAUGGUUUUUUACACAUUUAGGGGAAAAUGAAGCAACGUCUUUUAGACAGUUUUAUACAUUCCAUCUGAUAGAAUAAUUUCAGUGUAAAGAAAAAUUUGGUUUUGCAGAUCUUUUGCUAGAUAGGCAGUAACAUUCUUAUGUAUCAUCUGUAGUUCCUCUCCAUUUAAAAUUAACUGUCCAAGGCCAUUUGAAAUUGGAUAAGGCAACCAGCUCAAUGCUAUUGCCAGUCUCUAUAGCUGCAGGUAUUCAGACACAAAUGAUACAUGUCAGCAUCACAUAAACAGCUGUCAGGAAAUUGGUGGAGCAUAAAGGUUGUACCAGCUUGUUCUGCAGCAAAAAUUUAACCUCAGAACUUACCCUUUGGAAGAGGUAGUGUUCUCUCUCUCUUGACUUCUCACUUCCACCAGUUUUAUGUGAGUGAUUAGCUCCAUUUAGUUCGAGAGUGUUACAGCUGCUGAACAGAGAAGCAAGGAACUUUCACUGUAAUGGUUUCCAGACUUUACAGCAUAAAGAAUAAAGGAGUCACACAGUGAGAAAGCAAAAGACUUCUAAGCUGAUAUAGGUAAGGACAAUUGGAAGUUGAGUCUUUUGCAUUUAAAAAGUCAAAUCUUUCUCUUCUUUGACACAUUAAAGGAAAUAGCAGUGAGCUGGCCCAGCUAAACAGUUUUGCUAAUUUCAUGUUAACUUACGUGAUGGAAUUCAGCUUUACAGAGUUAAAACUUUCCUGCAGCUUCAAAUGGAGCAUGCAGGCAUUUCAACAGGAAAUUACCAUACUACAUUUUGAAAUCAAUUUUACACCAUCAGCAUAAAGGCCAGCUAGCAACUGGAAGCUGUGUAAUUCACACAGAUGUUCAGUGGCAGAGCUAUCGUGCCAUCCAGU